UUCUAGAGAGAGAAAACAUUAGGGUUUGGCAUUAACCAUCUUCCGCGCCGCCGCUCUCUGCUUCCCUUCUCACACGUCGGCGUUCGUUGCUUCCCGCUCUCCCCCGGAGGCGUUCCUUCGAGGUCAGUUCCUCUGCCCUGCUAUUCCAUGUCUAUCGAGUCGUCCUCUGUUCGCACGUCCGAGGCCGUGCGCGAGCUCGGGCUCGACAGUCAUGGGUCCGGGGCUCAGGGCGACCGAGCGGAGCAGCCGGGUUCCCCGUCCGUUGAGGAGAUCACGGCUGUCGAGGUGCCCGGGGUUAGUGAGCCUCGCCUCCAGAAACAAACAUUGCUCGUGGACUCGCUCAUCCGCGAGUGCAAGUGCGACUUGUCGAGUGACGAGUUUCUCAGGGUGGUGCGCUACGCCGGCCCCCUUGUCACCGUCCGUCGCCCUACCCCGGAUGAGCCAGUCUUCGACGCUCCUCCGGGCUACUUUGCCAUCCAUCUCAAGUCCCUUGAGAGCGGCUUCCGCUUCCCCCUCGAAUCUUUGGUCAUCGACUUCUUCAAUUACUUUGACUUCCUCCUGUGCCAACUGGUGCCGAACUCCUACUGGUACUUAGCGGGGUUCUUGAUCCGCUGCCGGGAGAUGGGCGUGCGAGUCGACCUUGAGCGCCUAAUGACUUUGUUCCGAGUGGCAAAGUCUUCCGGGUCGGACGGGGGUUCUUUCGCCGCCCUAUGCCAGCGGCAAGAGAGACUUUUUAAAACCAAGAAGGAAUCCAACAAGACUUGGAAGUCCAAGUUUGUCUUCGUCUCCGUGGGGUCAACCUCCCCCUUCCGAGAGUCCCCCCUCAGUUCUUUUCGUAGACGAUCCAAACCCUUUGCCUCUUCCAAGGCUAUCGCUGAUACAGACAAGUUGUGUUCGGGUGGCCCCUACGAGCCCGGGGUCUUAGUGAAUGACGAGGCUCUGUCCAAGUUUGGGUUCGUCUUCCAUGAUGAGGACGAGCCCAAGCGCCGGGUUGUCCAGAGUCAGCUUGAAGAAGGACCCUCAGGUGAAAUCAUGAUCUUCGCGGCCGAUAGGAAGAAGCUGUUCAAGUCCAAGCCGCGAUCGGAGUCCGGCAAAGAACGACCUCCGCUUCCAACUCCCACACCGUCCGCCGAGCAUGCCCAGGCGAGUAAGAAGCGCAAGGAUGUGAGCUCCUCGAUGGAAGGGGCUUCGCUGAGCAGGGCGAGGUCUCCACCCUCGCGCUCGGUGGACUGCGGAAACCCAGCCUUCGUGAAGGUGGCAUUCCCCCUCAAGCCUUCAUUCUUGCAUGGGGACUAUGAGCCUCGCCGUUUUCUGCAGAGCUUCAUCCCUCCGCCAGACCGAAUGGAGAUAAGUUCGGCCGCCUCGAAAGACCUCGCCUCCACUCUCUUGCUCGAGUUGGGCUCAGUGGCCAUGCGCGCCCCAGAGCUGGUGGAGCGCUUCGAGUGGUAUGUGGCGGAGAAGGCAAAAGGCGAAGAGGAGCUUCGGAGGUUGCAGGAGCACGUGGCUGGCCUCGAGGGGGAGCUUGCUGAUGCCGAGGAGCGGGCUCGCACUGCUGCUGAGGAGAAGGUACGCCGCCUGGACGAGGAAGCCGAGCACGUGGUCGAGGCCUUUCAGACCUCCCCCGAGUUCGAGGAGGCGGCUCUCGCCCGCAUGGACGAUCUCCUAAAGAUCUGGGCUCGAACUCCCGCCGGCCAACGUUUCCUCUUCAAAGAGGGGCAAGCCAAUUACUCCAUGGACGUGCUAGCCUCGCCUCGUCGCCUAACCGAGGACGAGCGCAGUCAUUAUUUUGAGCGUGAACGUUUGACCUCCAUCCGGGUAUGGCCUGCGCUCGGCUUCCCUCCCAGGGAGGAGCGUCGAGUGCGGAUGUUUGACCUUCGUCCGGGAAGAACAUCCGGUUAUGGUCUGUGCUCGGCCUUCCUCCUGAGGAGGAGGAGCGCCGAGCACGAGUGUUUGACCUCCAUCUGGGAAGAACAUCCAGGUAGGGUCUGCGCUAGGAGGAAGACCGAGCACGAGUGUUUGACCUUCAUCCGGGAAGAACAUCCGGGUAUGGUCUGCGCUCGGCCUUCCUCCUGAGGGGGAGCGCCGAGCACGAGUGUUUGACCUCCAUCCGGGAAGAACAUCCGGGUAUGGUCUGCGCUCGGUCUUCCUCCUGAGGAGGAGGGCCGAGGACGAGUGUUUGACCUUCAUCCGGGAAGAACAUCCGGG
Messenger RNA from Cuscuta campestris, 2205 nucleotides. Lineage: Eukaryota; Viridiplantae; Streptophyta; Magnoliopsida; Solanales; Convolvulaceae. The record is from the annotation of a GenBank genome assembly.